AUGCGGGGGCGGGAGACCAGCCUGUGUUUGUUCCUCCUCCUCCUCCUCCCCCUCCCCCGGGGGGCCUUCGCCGGCAAGGGACGGGAUUCCGUGUUAGGUUACUCUCUAGGAUUACUCCUUUAUAUCCUGCCUGGCUUGGUGAGCUGGGCAACUCAUUCCCUACAGUAUUUCCACACUGCAGUCUCUAAUCCUGAACCUGGACUCCCAGCAUAUGCCUCUGUCGGGUAUCUCGAUGACAACCUCUUUGUUGAGUGUGAUAGUGACAGUGGGCUGUUUAAACCACGAGCCCAGUGGAUAAAGGACAAUGUGGGUGCUGAUUACUGGGAGAGUGGUACCAAACUUGGAAUCGCACAACAGCAGGUGUUCAGAACCAGCAUGAGAAUUUUAAUGGAGCGCUACAAUCAGACCGGGGGGUUUCACACUCUGCAGCGCAGGAGCGGCUGUGAGAUUCGGAAGGAUGGCAGCAUUGGGGGGUCCCGGCAACUUGCAUAUGAUGGGGACGACUUCCUCAGCUUCGAUAUGAACACUUCCACAUGGGUAGCUGCGGUCAAGGAAGCUGAGAUCACCCAGCGCAGGUGGAAUGCGGAUACAGCCGAUCUUCAGUAUCGGAAGCAGUACACAGAGAAGGAGUGUAUUGAGUGGCUAAGAAAAUACCACCGGUAUGGGAAGGAGGCUCUUCAAGGGAGAGAACCCGCAGCCGUUGAGGUGUCGGGCAAGGCAACCCCUGACGGGCUCACCAGGCGCUCCUGCAGGGUCUAUGGCUUCUACCCCCGGGACAUCGCUGUGACCUGGAUGAAAAACGGGGAGACGAGAGAGCAAGAGACUCAGCGAGGGGACAUCCUACCCAGUGGGGAUGGGACCUACCAGAUUCAGGCAACCUUGGAGAUCGACCCCAAGGAGGGAGGCCGUUACUCCUGCCUUGUGGAUCACAGCAGCCUGUUGGAGCCUUUCAAUGUCUUCUGGGAGCCGAAGUCCAAUGUGAUCCCCAUUGUGGCUGGAGUGAUCAUGGUGGCUGCCGUGCUGGCUGCAAUAGUCGGAAUCAUCAUCUGGAGAAAGAUUGGCUCAGGGAAAAAAGGAGCUGGCUACUUGCCUCCAGGUUCACACAGGCUGGAGAAAAGUCCCAGAAAGUGA
Molecule: messenger RNA, 1131 nt
Organism: Mauremys reevesii (Reeves's turtle)
Lineage: Eukaryota; Metazoa; Chordata; Testudines; Geoemydidae
Product: major histocompatibility complex class I-related gene protein-like
Exons: 10
Coding region: 1-1131 (376 amino acids)
Biological process (GO): immune response
Cellular component (GO): external side of plasma membrane
Source: RefSeq, a predicted model, not a curated record